AUGGUAGCAUUGAAAGGAGGUCAAGCUACUAGCGACGGUCAUCAAAUCCGGCAUUGCUGUGGCAGAUCGGGAACUGCAAGAAUGGAUACGCCGAAGGGACCAACGAAUCCACGUCCGGAGAAAAGAGAUAGGGAAACGCCAGGAGACGAAGAGGACCCCAAAAAACACAGUGAUGACGUAUACGGGGACAAUGAGCAAGAAGAUGGAGAAGACAGUGAUUGGCGUAAAGUCGAAAACCAGAAGGAGAAGAGGAAAAAACUGAAGGAAGAGGAACAAAGGAAGAAGGAACAGAAGAAGAAGGAGGAGAAGGAAAAGAAGAAUGAAGAGGAAGAGGAAGAGAAGAAGAAGAAGACGGAAGAGAGGAAGAAGGAAGUCAAGAAGAAGGAACACCGCAGACAUCGUAGGGAGAGAAGUAAGGGCGACGCUCUGGAUAUCGAGGCGAAAGACAAAACGACAUACGCAGCACUCCUCCGGAAAGUGAGAGAGGAUCCGGAGUUGAAGCAACUAGGCGAGAACGUGGUGAAAACCAGGCGCACCCAGAAAGGCAAGAUGCUCUUCGAGCUGAAAAAGGACCCGUCGGUGAGGAGUUCAGCCUUCAAGGAACUCGUCGAAAAAUCUCUUUGCGAGGACGCGAACGUAAGAGCCUUAUCGCAGGAGUCAGUGGUCGAGUGCAAGGAUCUGGAUGAGAUCACAACGGAAGACGAGGUACUGGAACGAGGCACUUAG
This is a messenger RNA of Ochlerotatus camptorhynchus, 726 nucleotides long. RefSeq lists its product as uncharacterized. NCBI's taxonomy places the organism in Eukaryota, Metazoa, Arthropoda, Insecta, Diptera, Culicidae. Bases 1 to 726 code for a protein of 241 amino acids. The record is from RefSeq and is a predicted model, not a curated record. The transcript has a single exon.